GGAGCGCGCGGUCCGCGCGGCCACUGGAGACCAGGCGGCCGGCGGCCGGGCAGGCGGCGGCAGCGGCAGCGGAUGGGGACGCGGAGUCGGGCGGCUGUGGCUGUGGCGGCGGCCGGGAAGCAGCUGGCGGGCCGGCGGCGGCGGCGGCGCUGGCGGCGGUGACGGGCCCAGGCCCCGGCGGCGGCAGCGACGCGGUGGCGGGCUGCGGGCGGGCGGCGUGAGGAGCGGCGGCGGAGCGCGGGGCCGCCGGGAAGCCAGGGCGCCGAGACGCCCCCUGCCCAGUCCUCGCAGGCCGCCAGGCCCCCUCCAGCCGGGGCCGUGGAGCACCGGGGCAAAGGCCGGGGCCCCCCCAUGAAGGAGCGCGACGCGGCCCCGGCCGAGCGGGGCAAGCCGGCCACCUACACCGGGGACAAGAAGGCGAAGAUGGCGGCCAAGACCAACAAGAAGUGGGUCCGGCUAGCCACGGUGUUCGCCUACGUGCUCUCCGUGUCGCUGGCCGCCAUCGUUCUGGCCGUCUACUACAGUCUCAUCUGGCAGCCGGUGGGCGCCGGGACCUCGGGGGGAGCCGUCGGCCCGCCCCCCAGCGGCUCCAACACCACCGGCCCGUCUGGGACUUCGGGGGCGGGGGCGGCGGGGCCCAACACCACCGGGUCGUCCGGCCGCGAGGCGCCACGCGACGCACCCCCGCUGCAGGCGGCGAGACCGGCGCCCCCGGAGCCCGCUGCAGACAGCCCCCUGGCUGGGCCGCUCGAACGGCCGCGGGGGCCGGACGAGGACGAAGAGGAAGCGGCCGAAGAGCCCCGGAGUCGUUGAAUCUCUCCGCGUUGGGGACGGUCGGGAAUCGUCGUCCCCUAAGCCCCGGAGCAGGACUUGGCAGCUGGACCGGCUCCGGAGCCCGCCGGAGUGACCCCUACGCGAGCGUACGCCCCCACACACCUCAGCGAUCGCCAGCUUGCCCCGGGAGCCGGUAAUGCACAACCGGAUCUUCAGCCAAGGGACCACGAUUCGCCGGGGACUCGGGGUUUGAUCUUCCCAGCACCGUGCUGCGCCAGGGCCCUGAGCCAUAAGGGGAACUGGGGGGAGGGUGGGGCGAGCCUAGCACCCAGUCCUUCUGUGCUGCUAGCUCUGGUGUUUUCUAAACGCAGGGGGUGACUCGGGCGCCCCCUCCCCAAGACUCAGGGGAAGGUAGGGAGUUGUGUAGGGGCUCUUUUUUUUUUUUAAUAAGCUGAGGCUCUCCCAAAGAAGAGAGCACCAAAAGUAGCGGAGCUCAGGUACGUCAACCUAGUUGCAGUGGCCAGACAUGCGUUUAAUUUAUAGAUCCCUGUAUAUAGUUGUUGACAUAUGCACUAGACGCUAUAAUCACAUAGAACUCUAUGUAUCUCCCCACAGCCUGGGUAGCUACUGAAUGGUGGGGUCCAGCAAGGGCUAUUUGCUGGCCUUCAAACUGCACUUAGCCAGAAGGGCACAAACACAAGCUUUUUUUUUUUUUUUUUUUUUUUUCCAUCACCCACUCUUUCACCUGUUUCAGAAAGAUAAGUUUCUGACGUUCUUACACACGAGUAUAAUCAUUCCUAGACCCCUACCAUGACAGUGGGAAAACCUUAGCAAUAGAAGCUAUUUAGGGAGGGUGGGGAAUGUGCUGAUCCCCCUCCGGUUCCCAUCCUAGUGCUCCCACCAAAGUGGCUUCCUGUUGUAGCCUGAGUCUCUGGAUCCAUGCCAGGGGUGAUGGCGAGAAAGAGUAAGGCUGCUGUGUUUAGAUGAGUCCCUUCCCUCACAGAAUUCCUUUAGGAAGAGCAAGCCUUUUUAAGUACAGUGAUUGGCAAGUGUUUUCUCUCAUUCCUUUUCCGGCUCCUCAGCUAUCUUACCGGUUCCAAAUCUUGUCUUAUUUCAUUUCUUGCCCUUCUAGAUCUUGUCUUACUCAUUUUUGCAUUUCCUAUUUUCUAAGCCUAAAACAGCAGCUUGCCGUUAGGGCCAAAUCAGUUGCAAAACCAGAGCUUUGAUGUGGUUCUGAGUUGCUUUAUGGGGCAAGAAAGAGCAGAAGGUAGAAUUCAAGUUCAGGAGUGUGCUUAGAUAGCCAGUGAAGAGGCCAGCUAUUGGAGGAUUGAACUGGCAGCUUGUCUUUCUCAUUCCUUAUAAGCUUCCACUUAAAUGCAGCCAACGAUUUUCUAGAGGUGGUCGCACACGCACACGCACCCUAGCAGGAAUUAUUCUUCAGUUUGGAUUCCUUUUCCCCUGCCACUUGCUGUUAGGCAGUUGAGUGUGGGUAGUGACAGAGAUCAAACCCCUUAGUGUUUCCUUUUUGGGAAAUAAGCAAUUUAAAAGAGAAACAAAACAGGAACCUUGCACACCUUAGUCUUGAAACUGUCUAUCCACUUUCUGGCCUACCUUGUAGUCAGCUCUGAUUCAGGUUUACAGGACAAUAGUCUUGAUUUAAGCCAUGUCCUGACCUGGGCAAGAAAGUAGCAGCUAAGCUGGCAGCCUCCCAGCAGGCUGCUCACACCCAAGGUGUCUGGGCUUGGAGCGUUGUUCUUCACAGCUGAUGAGGACUUAAGUCAUUAGGAGGCCCAUGGGGACUUUUUAAAUUUUUGAUGAGAGACUGGGGGGAAGAAACAUAAAAUGCCACUUUGUAUCUUCAAUAAUAGCCUGUCAUUUAUAUUUAUGGUGUGAAUUUUUAGUCCUAUAUUUUAAUAAUUUGUAAAUUGAUCUCUUAUUCCAAGAAUCCUCUGGACUGUGGGAGAGUGUCUGGGAGUCCAUUCCUCUUCCCCUCCUGACCCUGCUUUAUGGACUGUUUAAAUCCACUUUGGAUCAAAGAGUUCAGCAAGACCACUCGUGGUCCAGCUGGCCUCCUGACUCUAUAAGCCUUCACUGGAAUUGGGACUUUUCUCCAGCCCUAGCUGUGAACAUGACCAGAGACAUUAUUUAUAAUUCAGCCAUUCAAGAUAAUACCUGUACUUUAAAAGUCCUGUAUAUUUUUUAAAAGUUUUAUUUUUCAGGUGAACAAAAAUACAUUCUAAGAACUCUG
Molecule: messenger RNA, 3022 nt
Organism: Mus pahari (shrew mouse)
Lineage: Eukaryota; Metazoa; Chordata; Mammalia; Rodentia; Muridae
Gene: Inafm2
Product: InaF motif containing 2
Exons: 1
Coding region: 352-813 (153 amino acids)
Source: RefSeq, a predicted model, not a curated record